Heteronotia binoei (common prickly gecko) is the source of this 1791-nucleotide messenger RNA. Its product is annotated as draxin-like. NCBI's taxonomy places the organism in Eukaryota, Metazoa, Chordata, Lepidosauria, Squamata, Gekkonidae. Gene Ontology annotation, cellular component: extracellular region. The transcript has 5 exons. The record is from RefSeq and is a predicted model, not a curated record. The coding region runs from base 18 to 1037 and encodes 339 amino acids. Gene Ontology annotation, biological process: axon guidance; Wnt signaling pathway.
GCCCGGAUUUCAGGAAGAUGGCCCCUUCCCCUGCCUUUUCGGCCCCCAUGUUUGUCUUCUGCCUGCUGACUCUCAGCCCCACGGACUCCCUCGAGCCGGCCCCUGUGGUCUCCAGACUCCCAGAGGUCACCAACAGCUUCCAGAACCAGGAUCCGUGGGCCUCUCAGCCACGAGCCAUGACCCAUCACCACAGACACAGCCUCCUGAGGCAGGAGUGGGCCCACCGGGGGAUGCCGGUCCAGGCCAGAGUCUCCGGGGAGGCCAGCAUGCGGCACGCAGGCACGUCUGGAACGAUGGAGCGGCCCGCCAGCCUCCGGCAGAAGGACAUUUUCUUGGGCUUCACCUUUCCAUAUCCGGAGCAGGAGAACCACUCCCCAGGGUUGGAAAGAGGGAAGAAGCACAACCGGGAGCUCCGAAGACACAGCCGCAGGGACCGGCUGAAGCAGCACCGAGGCAAAGGUCCUGAUCGGGGCCCAAGCGCGCUGUAUAAAAAGCCUGAAAACUUUGAGGAGCAAUUUCAGGCACUCCAGACGGAAGGUUCCUCUGCAGGAUUGGUGCCCACCUCCCUUCUCAGCUCCACGUCAAAUACUUCAACCGAGAAGCCCCCCGCUCCCCAAGCUACGUCCCCCCGUCCUCGGGUCCGUGCCAGGCAAGAGGGGGACGUGAUGCCCACCCUGGACAUGACUCUCUUCGACUGGACGGAUUACGAAGACCUCCGGCCAGAUAUGUGGCCCUUGUCCCAGAAGAAAGAGAAACAGCGGAGUCAGGCUGGUGGGAAUGAAACCACCCCCACUGAAGGGGAGCCCUGCGACCAUCAUCUCGACUGCCUCCCAGGCUGCUGCUGCGACUUGAGGGAGCAUCUCUGCAAGCCCCACAACCGUGGCCUGAACAACAAAUGUUAUGACGAUUGCAUGUGCGCAGAAGGUCUGCGCUGCUAUGCCAAAUUCCACCGCAACCGGAGGGUGACCAGGCGAAAAGGCCGCUGUGUGGAGCCAGAGUACACCGAUGGAGAUCAAGGAUCAUUUAUUAAUGUCUAGAGAGAUGCUGGGAAGCUUUUCUUGGCUGGAGGAGUUAAUUUAUAAUUAGUGGUGGGGUUGGGAAUGGAAGGGCAACCGGACGGCUUUGAUGCUGCUGGCUGAACCGUGACCAAAAGCAGUGGUGAAUCUAACACAGUUUCCCUGGAACUUCUGCUAGUUAAAUCUCAUCUGCCCAUACACACACAAUAAAAGUCGGAGGCAGUUUUCUCUCUGACAUCAGAGAGAGCUGGCUUCUAUUAUAUGAAUAAAUGUUACCCAUUGCCUGCUGCAUCUCUGUAUGAGUCUCUGCUCUAGGUGCAUUUCCUUUGUAGAGUCAUUCUACUGUAUCAGACAUGACUGAAUUCCAUACACAUACCCAGGGACAGGGCAGAGUUUACCUGAUGGAGGCUGAUGGGGAGAGGCUAGACCAGUGAUGCAUCCAGAGACAUAACAGGCAAUUCUCUUAUGGCAUACCAGUACGGUUUGGCACACAGUUUAGGAACCUCUGAGCCAGUGUUCGCACUUGUAGCCAAAUUCUGUGAGUUACUGCACUGAGGUUUUCACUCAGGUAUGUUGGGGCGUGCAGGUUAGUACGUGGGAUAAAGAUGUGCAGGUGCAAGGACCCAAUCCAAGCCAGCAUUAGUGGAGUUGCACCAAUGGAUCUCUGUACUGGGCUGUAGGAGCAGAACCCAGACAGAACAUGAAGGGACAUCUUGGUCGCUCAGGUGACAUGCAAAAAAAUAAUUAAAUUCUAUAUCCUGAAUUGGUUAUGUAA